AUGAACCGUUUUGAGUCACCUCAUUUUUGUGAGGCUCCUGUGUAUGCUCCUUCUCAUGAAGAGUUCGAUGAUCCUAUUAAGUACAUCCAAAAGAUUUACAGUGACGCUGUCAAUCAAAGCCUUUCAGAUCUCUCGAUUAGUAAUCGCGAAAAGAGUGCCUUUGUAGAGUCAUUCGCAAAUUAUUGGAGAUUGCAGAAUGCGGUUGUCUUUACGCAAUAUAUUAGAGGCAAACAGUUGGAUAUUUACAAAUUAUAUAAAGUCGUGAAAGAUAGUGGUGGCUAUGAUAAUGUUUGCCACGAGAACGCUUGGGUUGGCAUUUGCAGAAAGUUGGGCUUUGAACCUUACCCUGAGGUGGCGUCAGCCAUUUGCGCAAAAUAUCGGAAAUUCAUUCUUCCGAUUGAUAACUUUCACAAUUCAAACACCGAUUUGUGCAAAAAGUCAAAUAACCCCAGCCAGAUGCUCGUAUGUGACGUGUGCUGUUGUGAGGGAGUGUACCAUACAUUCUGCCUUGAUAAUCCCAUUUCACACAUUCCCAAAAGAUGGCUCUGCCCUAAGUGUUUUGCUAACGAAUUUAAUAAGAAAAAUGAAGUUGAUGCAAAUGGUUCUCGUAAAUCCGAUACUUCUUACACUCUACGGGAUUUCAGCUACGUUGCUGAUGAAUUCAAGACAAACUACUUUAAGAAGCCAUUGACGACGAUCGCUCUUGCUGAGAUCAGAGAUGAAUUUUGGAGGCUUGUGAACGAUGGUGAAUGUAAUGUUACCGUAGAAUACGGUGCUGAUCUUUGUUCAUCAAAAGGUAGCUCUGGCUUCCCCACCACUCCAAGUAAUCUGGGGAAAUUCGAUUACUGCAGUUCACCAUGGAAUUUAAACAACUUGGCAAAGAAUCCUCUCUCAGCUCUUCAUUAUUUACCCAGUAAUAUGACAGGCAUGAAGGCCCCCUCAUUUUAUAUUGGCAUGGUGUUUUCUUGUUUCUGUUGGCAUACUGAAGAUCAUUGGAGUUUUUCUAUCAAUUAUUUGCAUACAGGCGAUCCGAAAACCUGGUACGGGGUGCCGGGAGCACGUGCAGAUGCCUUUGAGGCGGCCAUGCAAGUAGAGGCAGGGGAGUUAUUCAUUCAUUCGCCUGAUGUCCUCCACCAUGUGACAUGCCUUGUUCCUCCCGAUCGCCUCCUGCACCGUGGCGUUCCUGUUUACCACCUCGAUCAGUUGGCUGGAGAGUUUGUGGUUACAUUUCCUCGAGCCUAUCAUGCUGGCUACAGUAAUGGCUUCAACUUUGCAGAAGCUGUUAACUUUUGCCCUGCAGAAUGGUUUCCAUUUGGGCUCCAUUGCGUGGACCACUACGCUCUGCUUCAUCGUCCCCCAUUGUUUUCCCACGCCGAGCUCCUCUGUCGCCUUGCAGAGUCAGGAUUAGAGAGCAGCAGAGUGCCCAUCACCUUCCUCCUAGUUGUGACCGACCAACUUGCCGGGCUUCUAGCCAAGGAGCGCUCCCUGCGUCGACACCUGGUGCGUCUAGGGGUUCGACGCACCGAGCGCUUUGUCUUUGAGGCCCUCGAUAAGGAGGCACGCAAGUGUCAGCUCUGCAGGACUACUCUCUUCACCUCUGCCCUCACCUGCUCCUGCUCCAAGUCUUUCCUAUGCUUGGAGCACUAUCAGUCAUGCACGUGUUGUGCAGCGGAGGACCAAAUACUUCUUUAUCGCUACGGCCUUGAUGAACUUUCGCAGUUUGUGGAGCGGCCGCAAGCGCGCAUUCGCGAGUACCAAGAGUGGAAGGCAUGUGUUGACGACUUCUUGCGUUCAAACACGUCUUUUCGCAACGCAAAAGAAAAAGGGGGAAAAUUCGCGCUUUACCUCAACAGUGCACAAGCUGAGAGCCACGGAAAGAUCAAUGAACAGAGAGGUACAGGGAAUCCUGAAGGAGGUAGUCCCAUGCAAAAAAUACCGCUUCAGGAUCUGGUUAAACUCAGAGACACGGGUCACCAGAAUUGCUACCCCGAUGAUUUGGUUGCUGCUUUGAACAAGAUAGUAGAGACAGCAGAGAGUUGUGCCUCAAUGAUUGGUGCGCUUUGCGCCCAAAAACCGGAAGGUCGGAAACGGCGCUCCCAGGCCAGCAGUACAUCUCAAAAGCACGACUUUCUUUCUGCGGUACUAGGAGACAAUAAAGAGGACGUUGUGGAACUUGAUCUCCCCUGGAACCCAUCGAUCACUAAGAUCACUAUGAAUGAGUUCGAGCAGUACGUGGAAAAGGUCAAUGGUCUGCCUUGCACAAUGCCCAGGAUGGAGGAGCUGAAUCGAUUUAAGCAGAGGCUGGAGGAGUGGCACACUUCAGCUUGUGAGCUGCUGUCGCUGGCCGAGCAGCCCAUCGUUGGUGAUCACAGCGGGCGUCCUCCUCCCCGCCUCCCUGAGAUCCACCGAAUCGAGCAGCUCGUAACUUUUGCCAGGGGUGUCGAUGUGGAGCUUUGUCAUCUGAAGGAUCUUAAGCAUCUUCUGGAAUGCGUGUCGUGGCUGGAGAGUGUGGAGAGAGUCAUGAAACUAAAAACCGCAUCAAACAGAGAUGUUCCCUCCUUAAAAGAACUCAUUGACCUUGAUACGCGUGGUCAGACGCUGGCUUAUGUCCUCCACCCCGACCGCCUCACGGGACAGUCUUUUGAGACGGAAAAAUCCGUUAUCACCACACUGGAGUCGGCCCUCUUGAAAGGGAGUGUCCGACUUCAAAAGGUGAUCUGCGAGGCACAAGUUGUCGAAAAUUCCAUUAAAGAGGUUCUCAAGGCACCCAAUGGUUCAUGUGAGCUCUCUGAAGCGGAGGCUCUGGUGGCUCAAGCGUCUUGUCUCAAGGCCACCUUCGAUGAGUCGGAGGAACUGGCUCAGCUGUGUGCCAAGGCCCACACUCUGCUAGGCCAUUUUGCUUGCUUCCAGCGUCUCUUCAAGAGUCCUUGUGUCAAUACCUCCAUGGAGUCGAGGGGAGGUAGGGAUGUGAAGGGGAAACAGGAGCUGCAGGCAGAGGGAGAGAUUGGAGCUGAGGACGCUUUCCCAGAGGAAUUUGUCCGACGGCUCAAACUAUACACUGCUGACUCUACUCCACAAGUUUGGCUUAAGUUCUACGAGGAAGUCUGCAGUGCUGCCAAAAAGCUCCCUUUUGUCUUUCCAGAUACUAUACGACUUAGAAAUUUGUUGAUUGCCCUCGAUCGCUGCUACUCGCGUAUAAAGGCGGCUUUUUUGCCUUCGGAUAAUGAACAUGCUUUUAGCCCAGCGAUCCUCUUAGAGGUGCUUCUGCCACGACCAAAAUCUGCUUACGGACUGCUCAUCCAACGCGACGCUGAGGUGAUGCCGAGUAGCAGUGCCGGUGACGCUUCCGGAUCGGGCCACGAUCCCAGGCCCUUUGACUCCCGGGCCUACGCCGAUGCGUGCAAGGAGAACGUUUCGAAAUUUUUGCGAGAACUCAAUGAUGGCAGUGACUUUGACCACAUGUAUGACACCGUCUAUACGCCAAUGAUCGAGAAUGAACUUCAGCUUCUCCACUACCUGCGUCGUUCGAACAUGCGCAAAUCGAAAGAGCGCGACCAGGAUGCGGUCAUCUAUUGCGUUUGCCGACAGCCAGGUUAUACGGGUAUCAUGUUGCAGUGCGAACUCUGCAAGGACUGGUUUCACAAACGAUGCGUCGGCUUCUCCUCUAGGAACGUCGAUAUCAGGCGCGUGCGCUACACUUGCCCCCGCUGUGAGCGCUCACUUCGGCCUGAACUCUCGGUCGUGAUCGCGAUACUAGAGGAGCUCGUUCCUCAUGUCACCGGCACUGCGGUAAAGCAGGACUUAGGGGCAAAAUCAGUUCCCUCCGACCAUUUGCCCACAGUCAAGUCAAGCAUCACCUCUGAUCUCAUGGCUCCCCUCGUCUCUGUUCCCUUUCUCCUUAGACUGCCCGCUCUCGCUGCCGUGCAGAUGCUCUGCGAGCGCGCCUUCGCGUUUGUUCGGCGUGUCAGAACCGUUAUUUUGUCCACCCCGGAACUGCGGAAGGCAUUCGUAGAGUAUGAGGCCUUUUCGGGGGUCCAAAUGCAGUGGAAUAACUUCAACGAGGGUGUGAUGUUGCACGCAUCUGCACGCCAGCAGCAGCGCUCCAUCGCUGACCACCAGUCAGAGCAGGAACUGCGUCCGGUUGGUCUCACGUACUCUCAUCUGCCGCCCAACGUCGUGCGUCCACCCGGUAUGCAGCCUCUUGUGUUGCGCACCACAGCACUGCGCAGUUUGGCCUCCGAGAGGCUGCACCACCUCCACCGCCAGCAUCACUUCAGCAAUCCUUCCCCGCCUCCCCUUCUCUUUCCGCAUCAUCUUCAACGUUCCACCUCACCCUCUCGGCAGGAGCCCUCCUCACCAGCCUUCGAAAUGGAUGACACUGACGAUCGUGAUAGUAUGAGGAGCAACACCGAGAAGGAUCAUAGGAAUUCAAAUAAACGGAACGAGAAAGAGGCAGCAGUUGCAUUAGCUAUCAUGUCCUCCGCUACCACUGAUCUCACUGAACCACUGGCCAGUCCUAGAGAGCAGCAUUCUCCCUUUCCCAAUCCCCAUUCUCUUCCCCGCCAUCCACGACGCCGAACGUUGAGCGGGGAAGGCCAUCAGCGUCAUUUACAGUGCGAAGGUUCGAUGUCGUCCGCUGAAUUCCAUUGCUACAUACCACCCGACGCUUGCAGUUGGCUGGACACCCUGAUUGGGGAGGCCUGUGCAUUGGAAGUGAGCCUUCCACAGAUCCGGUGGCUAUGGCAACUCUCCUUGGCCGCAGAUCCUGACUCCCCUGGCGCUCUGCAUCCCCGUGUCGUCUAUGAGGACGAGAUGGCUCUCCGUCGACGCGAGUAUCGGCGACGCUCCAUUGGAGAAGACUUCGGGGUGCACCGACGCGCGCGUCCUUGUCGUUCAGAUUCCUCUGAAAGACCCUUCUACUUUACGUUUUUACGCCCCGUUUUAAUACGGCGACUCUUUCUUCAGUUGGCUCACAAAGGAAGAGAGUCUGCUCUGGGUUCGGAUGGGGUCGAGUCCUAUGGCGGCCGUUGUGUGAAAAGAAGGAAAGUGUCUAGCGAAAGUAGCCGAACAGCUUCUCUCCUUUCUCAAAGACGCAGAAAUAAACCUGCACCUCGUUCAUCUAUGGGCUAUCUUUCAUAUUUAGCCUCUCGUCGCCGUUCCCUCUUCAGGUUCUCACGGGAUUCCAAGAGACAAUCUGAGACAUACAGUAGAGAAGGGAAAGAGGAGGCAGAGGUGAAUGUGAAGGAAUGUGAAAACGAAAAUAGAGGCGGAGAUUCUGAUUUAAAUGCUAUGGCAGAUGAUUCAGUUAAAAACAAAGAGAUACCUCACCGUGAACCACGUGGUGGAGUACGGAGACAGCCUUCCAACUCCUCCUUUGCCUCCAUAUCAUCUGUCCCCUCUUCCCCCCCAACUGGUGGACAGCACUCAGCCUCCAGCUCUAAAUUUCAAUUUAACCGUGGCAAACAAGUCUCCGAGGUCGCUCAGAACUCCAUAGACCAUCACCUUGCCGCGACUCGUCGUUUCGCAACGGCUGGUGCGGUACGCCGGACCUCCAUAUUGUCAUCGACUCGGCGAGAUCGCGGCGGCGGUGGCAGGAUGAUGAAAGGACUUUCGCGACAGCAGCGGCGAACUUUGGUACCUCGAAGACGAUCGAGGGAAGAAAACAAGGUUGGGGGAGUGAAUGAGGAGGACAAAUGGCAGGAGUUUUGCGAAGCUCCCAACGGCUGCAAAAGACCUCGUGGCACUGUUGCUUGGGUAGCCUGCGACCAAUGCAACUAUUGGUAUCACCAACGCUGCGUCGGCAUCAUGUCCACCCGUGAGGUGCCCGAGGUCUACGUCUGCGGGGCUUGCCAAUUUGGCGAUGUUGGGGAAAAGAUAGGAAGCAGGAGGCCACGAUCGUCUCGCCCAAAGAGCAGCCGUAUCAGCGGUCAACCCUGGUCUGCACCCAAAGUCGAGCGCCAGCGAGAGGGCUCGACCGGCUCCUCUACCUCGUCAGGGAGUGCCGUCAGGACGGAGGCACAGGAUUCGUCUGAGGAUCCUCCAGUUCAACUCAAACGAUCCGGCCUUGCAUCACCCGAAAAGAAUUUUGGUAACUGCUUCGCACGGAUCAAUCACUGA
Messenger RNA from Echinococcus granulosus, 6117 nucleotides. Its product is annotated as Lysine-specific demethylase 5B. Gene Ontology annotation, biological process: chromatin remodeling. The record is from RefSeq and is a predicted model, not a curated record. Lineage: Eukaryota; Metazoa; Platyhelminthes; Cestoda; Cyclophyllidea; Taeniidae. The transcript has 24 exons. The coding region runs from base 1 to 6117 and encodes 2038 amino acids. Gene Ontology annotation, molecular function: DNA binding; histone demethylase activity. Gene Ontology annotation, cellular component: nucleus.